Messenger RNA from Anneissia japonica, 3246 nucleotides. Its product is annotated as COP1-interactive protein 1-like. The transcript has 25 exons. NCBI's taxonomy places the organism in Eukaryota, Metazoa, Echinodermata, Crinoidea, Comatulida, Comatulidae. Bases 225 to 3086 code for a protein of 953 amino acids. The record is from RefSeq and is a predicted model, not a curated record.
UUAGAGUAAAGUUGUAGUUGGUUGUAUGGUUGUAGUAGCUUUGGAGCCGAAAGCCACAGUAAUACGCGCGCGCGUUUCGCGACAUGUUGCUAAGUUACUUCAUUGUAUACCACAGUAACAAUGUUGUGAAAGAUCAUUCGGUUGCUAAUACUUGUUCUGGUUGCACGCACUCUUAUCGAUCUCUAAAAUAAUUAUCGUAUUAAACUCGUAUCUACUAUUAAGUAAUGGAUAUUACUGAAGUUACUCAGACUUUAAAUAUUGAAGAAUGUGCAAUAACAGCACCACAGCUUUCUUCAGCAAUUCGUUCCAGCGGUGACACGACGCUCACCAAAGGAUGUCCAACGAAUGAACUCAAUGAGGCAUGGGAUACAAAACUAUGCAAAAAAGAUUUAAAAUCAAAAGGUGUUAUAACGUACGUCAAGACGACACACGAGGAAAUAACAAGACUUGUGAAUGAGGUGGAAGAUAUGAAAGACAACAUCAAGCAUCUGAAGGCUACAGUAAACACACUAACUGAUGGCAUGGAAGAAGAAAAACGAAUCCGUAUUAAAGAAAUUGCGAUAAAAUCCGAGGAACUCGACUCAAUGAAAGUGGAGAAUGCUGAAAUUAAAAAUAACAUGAAAGAAGACAAACGAGUCCAUAUUCAAGAAAUGAGAGUUAAGACCGAAGAACUCAACUCACUGAAAGUGAUGAAUACUGAAAUUAAAAUUAACAUGGAAGAAGACAAACGAGUCUAUAUUCAAGAUAUGAAGGUAAAAUCAGAGGAACUCGACACUUUGAGAGUGGAGAAUGCUGAAAUUAAAAAUAUCAUGGAAGAAGACAAGCGAGUCCAUAUUCAAGAAAUGAAGGUGAAAUUCGAGGAACUCGACACAUUGAAAGUGGAGAAUGCUGAAAUUAAAAAUAUCAUGGAUGAAGACAAACGAGUCCAUAUUCAAGAAAUGAAAGUAACGGCCGAGGAACUCGACUUAUUGAAAGUGGAGAAUGCUGAAAAUAAAAAUAGCAUGGAAGAAGAAAAACGAAUCCAUAAUAAUGAAAUGGAAGAAAAAUCCGAGGAACUCAACUCAUUGAAAAUGGUGAAUGCCGAAAUUAAAAAUAAGAUGGAAGAAGAAAAACGAAUCCAUGAUAAUGAAUUGGAAGAAAAAUCCGAGGAACUCAAUUCAUUGAAAAUGGUGAAUGCCAAAAUUAAGAAUAACAUGGAAGAAGACAAACGAGUUCAUAUUCAAGAAAUGAAGGUAAAAGCCGAGGAACUCGAGUCGUUGAAAGUGCAGACUGCUGAAAUUAAAAAUACAUUGGAAGAAGAACAACAAAUUCAUAUUCAAGAAAUAAAACUAAAGGCCAAAGAACUCGACUCAUUGAAAGUGGUGAAUGCUAAAAUGAAGAAUAGCAUGGAAGAAGAAAAACGAAUCCAUAUUCAAGAAAUGAAAGUAAAAUCUGAGGAACUCGACUCAUUAAAAAUGGACAUUGUUGAAAUUAGAAAUAGAUUGGAAGACGAAAAACGAAUACAUAUUCAAGAAAUGGAAGCAAAAACUCAGGAACUCGACUUAUUGAAAGUGAACAUUGUUGAAAUUAAAAAUAGAUUGGAAGACGAAAAACGAACCCAUAUUCAAGAAACGGAAGUAAAAACUCUAGAAUUCAACUCAUUAAAAAUGGACAUUGUUGAAAUUAAAAAUAGUAUGGAAGAAAACAAACAUAUUCAUAUUCAAGAGAUGAAAGUAAAGACCAAAGAGCUCGACUCGUUGAAAGUGGAGACUGCUGAAAUGAGAAAUAAGAUUGAAGAAGAGAGAAGAAUCCAUAUUCAAGAAAUGAAAGUAAAGACUGAGGUACUCGACUCUUUGAAAGUGGAGAAUGCUGAAAUGAGAAAUAAAAUUUCUAAACGUGAACAAAUAAUUUACAAAUAUGAAGAUAAAAUAUUUAAUAUUGACGAUUGUCUGAGAAGUGGAGAUGAUGAACGGCAUUUUGAUAAGGUGUACAAAAGAAAGUGUGGUGCAUGCAGAAAAAAAUCUAAGGUACUCGCAGCUCUGAGGGACUUGUUGAAGAUCAAGAAAAAUGUAACUGAAGAUACAGGAACUAAAUCUCCAAGUGUAACUGAUGAUGAGGACCACGAAGCUAAAAUGAACUCAGAACUACCUGUAUUACCGAUGGCAUUAGAAAAAGUCACCAACGAACCUGAAAGUCUGGAGGAAACCGAAUUACAGCGUUCGGAAGAUAUGAAGAUUGAAAAUAAUGAACUGAGAGAAACAAUCAAGAUAUUGAGUAAGAAAAACGAAUCAAUGAUAAAUGCUCUGGAGGAAACCGAAUUACAGCGUUCGGAAAAUAUGAAGAUUGAAAAUAAUGAACUGAGAGAAACAAUCAAGAUAUUGAGUAAGAAAAACGAAUCAAUGAUAAAUGCAAUUUCUAAACGUGAACAAAUAAUUUACAAAUAUGAAGAUAAAAUAUCUAAUAUUGACGAUUGUCUGAGAAGGGGAGAUGAUGAACGGCAUUUUGAUAGGGUGUACAAAAGAAAGUGUGGUGCAUGUAGAAGAAAAUCAAAGGUACUCGCAGCUCUAAGGGACUUGUUGAAAAUUAAGAAGAAUGUAACUGAAGAUACAAAAACGAAGUCACCAAGAUUUUAUGUCAUAGAGUGUAAUGGAAAUGCUGAAGGAGAUGCAGUCAAUUUGUCCUGUAAGAAAGAGGGCGAGAAAAAUGAAGAGGAAGAGAAUGAGAAGGAAGAGGAUCAGGAGAGGAGCAGCUGCAGGAUUAUAAGUCGUGAGGAGAAAAAAGAUGAGGACCAGGAGAGAACUAGUAGCUGUAGGAAUAUGAGGAUUCAUGAGAAAAACGAGAAAAGGGAUAAGGAGGAGGAGGAGGAGGAGGAUCAGAAGUGGAAGAGCAGCUCGAUGGUAAUGAGGAUUCGGGAAAAGAGGAUCGAUGAGGAGGAUCAGAAGGGGAGGAGAAGGUGUAGGAUUAUGAGUCUGGAAGGGAAGAGAAAUAUGGAGGAACCCAGAAGUUGGAGCAGUUGUAGGAUUAACAGUUGCAGUUGCAUGGUUAGGAAGAGUCGGGAGGUUGAACAAUAUGAUGAGGAUCAGAACAGGAGGAGCGUAGCUAUAUAAGGAGUUUAGCAGAGUGGAAAGAUAAUGAGAUUGCAGUCGUGUUUUUAUAAUCAUAUCGUUUUAUGGGGGUUUUCUCUGGUCGAUAUUAAUUUAAUAUUAGUAAUUGAAGUGAAGAAUAAUGUCCAUUACCAUAACAAUAAUAAUUUUUUAAAGUAUGUGA